This is a messenger RNA of Macrosteles quadrilineatus (aster leafhopper), 1317 nucleotides long. RefSeq lists its product as uncharacterized. The record is from RefSeq and is a predicted model, not a curated record. Lineage: Eukaryota; Metazoa; Arthropoda; Insecta; Hemiptera; Cicadellidae. The transcript is spliced from 6 exons. Bases 284 to 1096 code for a protein of 270 amino acids.
UGCGACGUAGCUAGACUGUGGCAAAGUGUACUGUGACAAUGUGUGACUGUGGCAAUGUGUGACACUAGGAGAACAGAGUAGAAAACUGAAAACAAUAUAUUCGAUUGCAUAAGUCUACAACUAUUUCUAACUUCAUAUUUUGACACUUGAUUCAAAUUUACAGUGUAGAAUCCCACUUAAAACUUUCCGACAUUGAAAACAACCAUAACUUACGCUUUACAAGUUAGAUAUUUGGUUUUUUAUAAGUGAUAUUCAUAUUAUACAGAAGUUUACAAGUUUUGUAAUGUUGGCUACUCUCUUGGUCGUUCUAGUUUACGUGAUUCACGGACUGGAAUCUCUCAGAGAUGUAACUCUUGAGGCUCCCGAAGCAGUCAGGACCGGAGGCUUCAUGACACUAACUUGUGCCUACCACCUUGACAGAAACUCCCUCUACACCGCCAAGCUGUACCUGGAGGACACAGAGUUCUUCCGCUUCGUUCCCCGGGACAGACCUCCUACCAUGAUGUUUCCUCUUCAAGAUGCUUCUGUACAUUUACAGAUGAAUAGUCUCAACAAGUCAGUGGUGACACUUGGACCGAUGCAUCGAGGUUUGGCGGGUAUCUACAAAUGUGAGGUGACUGAGGAACCACUGUUCCACACCAUCAUCAAGUCGUACUUUGUCUCUGUCACAGACCCUGUAUCAAGACCAUCCCUAGUGACUAGCAAGAGUGUGUAUAAUGAAGGGGAAGACAUCUCUGCUAGGUGUAGUUCUAGGGGAGGUCAUCCCCCAGUGAACAUCACCUGGUACCUUGAUGACAAACAGAUCUCUGACUCUGCAGUCGCUGAGAUAAGGAGCUAUGUGAUCGCAGGAGAUGUUGACACGUCAGUGUCUGAUCUUCGUCUAUCAGUUCCCCCCUCCCCUCAUCAGUUUCGACUGCGCUGCACAGCUUCUCAGUUUGACAUAUACUUAGCAACUACAGAUAGACUCUUGAGGAUAAACUACUCCGUCCCUCACGUUCCCACAAAUCAAACUGUCUCUUUGAGUUUCAUUCCCUCCCAGCCUUUCAGUUUUAUGUUAUUGUUUGUGUACAGCACUUUUGUAUUUAGUGUUUUUUAGCCUAAACAGUUGAAUAAGUGCUCAUUAAGUUGUUACUUUGAUUUACUUUAAGAUUAAGAUAAAUUUGGUUGUACUAGAUUUUAGAUAAUUACUGAACAAAUUAUAUUAUUUUAUAUAUUUAAUGUUUUCUGGAAUAAAGAAUUAAUUUUGAUACAAAAUAUUAUGUGAAAACAUUGAUGUGUAGGGUUCCCAUGUUAUGUAUGGACAUAGUGGUGAACUAU